GAGAGAGAGAGAGAGAGAAGGAAAAUUCAUUUUUAAAAUCCUUAUUUGGGAAUGAAAAUCAAACACUAUAGGGUGAAGCAGUAAGGUUAUCUAAUCCAUUUGCUUUCCAUGCUCAAUCUUUCUCUGAAGAAAAGAUCGAGCUGAAAAUGGUGGGCGGCUGGAGAAGAGCUUUUUGCACCUCCAUUACCAAGAACCAAGACAGCCCGGUUUUACCGGAAAAACAACCGGAGCAGCGAAGCAAUGGCAUCAAGACCCCAAGAUUUAACACAAAGAUUGGGUUUUUCUCCAACCCAUCAACGCCCAGUCUUCGUUGUCGAACCAGUUCAAACCCAUCUUCUUCACUUCCCAACAGCCCCAAGCUCCAUUGCAGAGCAUCCCAUCUCUCUAAUCCUCCCUCCCCUAAAUCCCCUUCCACUUUCUCCUUCCUCAAGACGACUCUUCGCCUCUCCAAAGGAGGUCGAUGUGGAAUCUGUUCACAAAGCGUGAAAACGGGUCAAGGUACGGCGAUUUUCACGGCGGAGUGUUCCCAUUCUUUUCAUUUCCCAUGCGUCGCUGGCCACAUCAAUAAGCAGCGGUUUUUAAAUUGCCCCGUCUGUUCCACCUCCUGGAAGGAGCUCCCUUUACUUUCACUUGAAGAGACCGGUAAAACUCCUCUCAAGAACAUCAACACGAAGGCCAAGUCGUUUCGGGUCUACGACGACGAUGAGCCAUUGGGCUCCCCUCUUUCACUUUCUCAGUUCAAUCCCAUUCCGGAAAACGACGAAGUGGAAGAGGAAUUCAAGAGGAAAGAGAUUGAAGUUUAUACAAGAAACGUGGAUGUUAGGUUGCUACAAGAGGCGGCGAUGGUGGCGGUUGGGAGGAGUUACGAAAGUUAUGUCGUGGUCAUGAAAGUGCACGCUCCGACCGCCACGUGCAGAGUGAAGAGGGCUCCGAUUGACUUGGUCACGGUGUUGGAUGUCAGCGGCGGUGGGAUGCGGCUGCAGAUGGUGAAGCGUGCGAUGAGGUUGCUCUUCUCUUUGCUUAACGAAAUGGACCGUCUGUCCAUAGUGGUUUAUUCGUCUAGUUCGAAACGGUUGUUGCCAUUGAAACGGAUGAGUUCCGACGGCCGGAGAUCCGCAAGGAGAAUUGUUGACGCCCUGAGAAGCAACGGACAGGGGACGAGUGUCAACGACGCGGUUAAAAAGGCCGCCAAAGUGUUGGAUGAUCGGAAAGAGAAGCGCCGUGGCAGCCUCGUGAUCAUAUCCGACGGUCAGGAUAAUAAUCAGUCCCAGAGGAACUCCAACAAUCAUAAUCUCCCGGUUGUUUCGACCACGCGCCUGCCACAGUCGGAUAUACGCGUGCAUUCCAUCGGUUUCGGCACGUGCGGUCAUGCUCCAAACGACGACUCCUUUUGUAAAAUCUUGAACGGUCUUUUAGGCGUGGUUGUUCAAGACGUCAGACUCCAACUGGGAUUCGUAUCCGGUUCGGCGCCGGGUGAGAUUUCGUCGGUCUAUUCAUUGACGACUGGACCGGCUUUCGUGGGGUCGAAUUCGGUGCGGAUCGGGGAUUUGUACUCGGGCGAGGAGAGAGAAUUAUUAGUGGAGCUGAAAGUACCCGCAUCGUCCAGCGGGUCUCACAGGGUGAUGUACGUACGGUACUCUCACCGUGAUCCAUUUACUCAAGAGAUGCUCUACUCGACGGAUCAGCGGAUGUUAAUACCUCGUCCGUCGCAGUUGCUACGGUCCUCGUGUCGCUCCAUCGAACGGUUAAGGAACCUGUACAUCAGCACGCAUGCGGUGGCGGAGUCCCGGCGUUUGAUGGAGCGUAACCAUUUAUCGGAGGCGCGUAAUUUGCUGACCUCGGCUCGAGCCUUGUUGGUGCAAACCGGAUCGGGAUCAGCCGAGGAAUUUAUCCGCGGACUGGAGACAGAGUUAGCGGAGUUGAACGGGAGGCGCCGGAGAGAAAGGGCAAAUAACAAUAAUGCGGUGGAAGACAAGGCUGAGCCGUUAACACCGACGUCGGCGUGGAGAGCGGCGGAGAGAUUGGCUAAAGUGGCGGUAAUGAGGAAGCAUAUGAAUAGAGUUAGCGAUUUACAUGGAUUUGAAAAUGCCAGAUUUUAAUUUAUUUUCUGCUUCGUGUUUAUUCCACUGGUUUGAUGUGUAACACAACGCUGCAAAAUUUUAUAGAAAUAAAAAAGACUUGAAAUGGACG
Molecule: messenger RNA, 2190 nt
Organism: Hibiscus syriacus
Lineage: Eukaryota; Viridiplantae; Streptophyta; Magnoliopsida; Malvales; Malvaceae
Product: probable E3 ubiquitin-protein ligase EDA40
Exons: 3
Coding region: 147-2099 (650 amino acids)
Source: RefSeq, a predicted model, not a curated record